This is a messenger RNA of Aspergillus niger, 714 nucleotides long. RefSeq lists its product as hypothetical. Lineage: Eukaryota; Fungi; Ascomycota; Eurotiomycetes; Eurotiales; Aspergillaceae. The transcript has 3 exons. The record is from RefSeq and is a predicted model, not a curated record. Bases 1 to 714 code for a protein of 237 amino acids.
AUGAUUGACCUCUUCUCCUCUGAUACCGUUACAGCAGGUGAAGUGAAAGAGGGAUGUGAUUUCAACAUCCGCCUGGGUCAUGAGACGGAGACACUGAGCAUCCUCCUGUUGACACCCUCAUCCAUUGAAUCGUCUGUGACGCAAGAGACUACAUCUAGACUACGCCAACUUUCUGCCCACACAAGUGGUAUCAGCAAGAAAGCCGUGGCAUUUCUGCUCUCCGAGACAGCGUUCCAUAGUGCAAGUGGGAGAUAUCGUCUGGAUGGGCUGGUAGCAUUGCAAGCGCUGAUGAUCGAGUCCCUCCCAAACAUGCUGCCUAUCAUUCCUGUCGCGGAUGCGGAUAGCCUCCUGGCCUCUGUGCAAGAAUAUAUCGCCAACCUCGAGACAAGAGAUAACCAACAACAACAACGACGACAACAACACUCUGCGAACACAAUGGGGUUUGCGGGAUCUAGAUUCUUCUCUACCAGUGCGUCUUGGGAGCAGGGCAGACAGAGCUUCAGCAAAUUCGCUGGUACAAACGACCCAAAAUAUAUUUCGGGAGUGGAUCGUAUUCGUUUACCAAGAAUACUCUCCCCUAUCCAGGGGUUCUAUGACGGGGACACACCAAUUUUCAGCGGUGUUAGCCCCUUAUUAAUGCAAUUGACGAAAUGUGGCAGAUACUACGGUGGAAAAAUCCGGGAUCAGCUUGGUGGUGAAGGAGCGACUAACUAG